AUGGGAAAUGAAAUUCAAAAACCAAGUGGAAAUGUUAGGCAGAGUGUUCUUUUAAGUGAUGCUCUUCAUGUAAAUAAAGACACCCUAUUAUUUGGAGAUGUUGUACUGGAAGUAAAUAAGAAAUAUAAAGAUGAAAUUAUUAUUACUAAUUUACAAAAUUUUAAAAUAAAUUUCAAGUUAGAACAAAUAUUUGAGAAAGAUUUCCAGUUAAAAUUUACUCCAGAAAAAGGAAGUUUAGCUUCAAAAAGUAAAAAGAAAAUUAAAGCAAGUUUAAUUCUUAGACAAAAAAUUAAUAAAAAUUUUAGAGUUAAUUUAUCUGCUGAAACUCAAGGACAAAUUUUCCUUAACGUAAGAUUAAGAUCUGAGUCUGGUGUCUUUGGUGUUGAUCCUGAGUCAUUAGAAUGGUUUAAACAUCCAACUAGAGAUUUAAUUCUUCCACAAAUUAUUAUUACUUUAGAUAUUGCAUUUAGAGAAAAAGGAGGUUUUACUUCAGAAGGUGUUUUUAGACUUGCUGGAGAACAAGGAAUGGUAAAAAGUUUAAAAGAACGUUUAAACAAAUCAAAUGGUAUUAUUACUGAAGAUAUGAUGGAUGCAACUGUUGAUGAUAUAUCUAAUUUAAUUAAAUUAUGGUUCCGUGAAUUACCAAGACCUAUUUUAAAUGUACUUUCAUGUGACCAAAUCUUCUAUUCUACUGAACCAGCUGAGAGUUAUAAAGCCUUUGAAUCAUUAAAUGAAAAGUCACAUGCAUUAUUAACUUGGUUAUUUGAUCUUAUGAUUGAAGUUGCUAAGAACAGAGAAACAAAUAAAAUGACAAUCCAAAAUCUUGCUAUUGUUAUAGCACCUAAUUUAUAUGAGCCAGAAAGUACUGAUCCAAUGGAAGGGUUAGUUAUGUCACAAAAAGCUGUUCAAUUUGUUCAAAAUAUCUUAAAUUAUCUUGAAGCAUUAAAAGAACAAAAUGACUCAACAACACAUUAA
Messenger RNA from Entamoeba nuttalli P19, 975 nucleotides. Its product is annotated as RhoGAP domain containing protein. The transcript has a single exon. The record is from RefSeq and is a predicted model, not a curated record. The coding region runs from base 1 to 975 and encodes 324 amino acids. Gene Ontology annotation, molecular function: GTPase activator activity. Gene Ontology annotation, biological process: signal transduction. Lineage: Eukaryota; Evosea; Mastigamoebida; Endamoebidae.